AUGCCGUCACAAUGGGAAUUGGACAAUAAAUUACGACUCGUACAACUGGCGCAGCUUACUCAAGGACAAAUUACUCCUUACGCUGUGCCAGUUGUAACGGAUAUAUACCGAGCAUCUUCUUUAUAUCGUCAGGCACGCGAUGCGCUAAGGUCAAGGAGCAGGUCGAUGAGGGAGAAUUACAUUGCUGCUGCUAACGCCCAUGCAGCAA
Messenger RNA from Paraglomus occultum, 208 nucleotides. Lineage: Eukaryota; Fungi; Glomeromycota; Glomeromycetes; Paraglomerales; Paraglomeraceae. The record is from the annotation of a GenBank genome assembly.